Molecule: messenger RNA, 1026 nt
Organism: Brassica napus (rape)
Lineage: Eukaryota; Viridiplantae; Streptophyta; Magnoliopsida; Brassicales; Brassicaceae
Exons: 3
Coding region: 1-1026 (341 amino acids)
Source: RefSeq, a predicted model, not a curated record
AUGGGAGAUGAAGUCGAUCGAAGAUUGAAUGCGGCAUUGGAUAAGGCUGUCGAUGAAUAUUUUGAAGACACAUACAACAACAUCGUCAAAAACCAAACAAAGAAACAAAGCAAACGUGCAUAUGCCGAACGAAACCGCGAAGAGGGCCAUACAAGACUAUGGAAUGACUACUUCAGUGAAAAUCCUACAUUUCCACCUCAUUUAUUCAGACGGCGUUUCCGCAUGAACAAACCGGUAUUCAUGCGUAUUGUCGAUCGCCUCUCAGAAAAUUUUCCAUUCUUUCAACAAAGAAGAGAUGUUGUCGGAAGAUUAGGUCUAUCUCCACUACAAAAGUGUACGGCAGCUCUUCGUAUGCUUGCUUAUGGUUGUGCUGCUGACGCCGUCGACGAAUAUCUCCGACUUGGUGAAAGCACAGCACUUUCAUGUUUAAGCAAUUUCACAGAAGGCGUAAUACAAUUAUUUGGAGAUGAGUAUCUACGAAGACCCACUCUAGAGGAUCUUCAGCGACUACUCGAUAUUGGAGAGAUACGCGGCUUUCCUGGGAUGAUAGGAAGCAUCGACUGUACCUUAAACGAUAUUAACGUCCUCGAUCGGUCUCUUGUUUUUGAUGACAUUUUACAAGGUCGAGCUCCAAGGGUACAAUAUGUGGUCAACGGGCACCAAUAUGAUUUGGCUUACUACCUCACAGACGGUCCUGAAGCAGGGUUAUUUGCUAAAGUUCAAGAAGCAACCCGAAAAGAUGUGGAGCGUGCUUUUGGAGUUUUGCAAGUUCGAUUUGCAAUAGUGAAAACCCCGGCUAUUUUGUGGGACAAGAGACAAAUAGGGAUGGUUAUGCGAACAUGUAUCAUACUGCACAAUAUGAUAGUAGAAAAUGAACGCAAUGGAUACACUCAGUAUGAUACAUCAGAGUUUGAAGAAGAAGACUCGAGUAGAAGUUCACAGGUGGAUAUGUCAUAUUCUCUGGAGCCUUCAAAUCUCCGUACUAUGCUUGACAUACGGAGUCGUGUUCGUGACCAGAACAAUUGA